This is a messenger RNA of Cucurbita moschata (crookneck pumpkin), 1508 nucleotides long. Its product is annotated as protein trichome birefringence-like 19. The coding region runs from base 117 to 1439 and encodes 440 amino acids. The transcript is spliced from 4 exons. Gene Ontology annotation, molecular function: O-acetyltransferase activity. Lineage: Eukaryota; Viridiplantae; Streptophyta; Magnoliopsida; Cucurbitales; Cucurbitaceae. The record is from RefSeq and is a predicted model, not a curated record. Gene Ontology annotation, cellular component: Golgi apparatus.
UCUGGAGUUCUACAUGAUUCAGAUGGAGGAAUUCAAGACCGCGGAAAGGGAAGGACGAAAAAGAGGGCUGAAAUUUAGGGUUCUUGAUACGACUCAAGCUAUGCUGCUGAGGCCGGAUGGGCAUCCUAGCAGACCUCUGCUAUGAGAGAGUUAUAUCAUAUAUGAGUGAAGACAUUUGGUAUCUCAACAUGAAGCUUCAUACUUUUGAGGCUCCAAGUGGAAACAAAUCAGUGCUGUGGAAUUUCCACAAAGGGCUUCUGCUUGCUCUGACACUGAUUCUUCUUACCAUCAUUCCUCCUUUGUCUACAAACAAGAACUUGCCUUCAUCACUGCCAAAUAUCUGGAAAAACACCACCAGCUUGAAGAUAGUGGAGUUAGAGAAGCAAUGUGACUUGUUUCGUGGCAGUUGGGUACCGAAAUCCGAGCUGCCAUACUACACGAACGACACGUGUGACAUGAUGUUUGAAUAUCAAAACUGUUUGAAGUUUGGAAGAACAGACAGAGAAUUCUUGAAGUGGAGGUGGAAGCCAGAUGAAUGUGAGCUUCCUCUCUUUGAUUCUACUCAGUUCUUGGAAAUUGUUAAAGGGAAAUCGCUUGCUUUCGUUGGAGACUCGGUUGCUCGAAAUCAUAUGCAGUCGCUGUUGUGUCUCCUCUCCAAUGGAUCUCAUCCAGAAGAUGUUUCUCUUAAAUACAACCUAACAUAUGAUUUCAAAAGGUGGUUCUUUGCUGAUUACAAUUUCACAGUGGCAAGAUUCUGGUCACCAUUUUUGGUUAAAAGCAGGGAUGCAGACCAGAAUGGUUUCUCCUCCAACAGCCUCAUGAAUCUAUACUUGGAUGAAGCAGACCAAUCCUGGACUUCCGCCAUUGAAUCUUUCGACUACGUCGUCUUCUCAGCAGGACAGUGGUUCUUUCGCCCUCAAGUAUACUACGAAAAUGGUCGAAUCAUAGGAUGCUUCAAUUGCCAGAAAAGUAAUGUCACACAGCUUAUGAACUACUAUGGCUAUGGGAAAGUCUUCCAAACUGCCUUUAGGACGAUUAUGAGCCUCAAAGGCUACAAAGGAGUGACAUUAAUGAGGACGUUUUCUCCCUCGCACUUCGAAAAUGGCGAAUGGAACAAAGGAGGGAACUGUGCAAGGACAAGGCCAUUUACAAAGGAAGAGACGAAGCGGGAAAGUUAUGUGUUUGAGUUGCAUAAGGCUCAGGUGGAAGAAUUUAAAGCAGCAGAAAAGGAGGGGAUGAAGAGAGGCUUGCAAUUCAGGCUGUUGGACACAACGGAAGCCAUGCUGAUGAGACCAGAUGGGCAUCCAAACCAUUAUUCUCCUCCUAGGAAAGAGAAUGUAGCUGACUGUGUGCACUGGUGCUUGCCAGGCCCCAUUGACACAUGGAAUGAGUUCUUACUCUCUAUACUGAAAACAGUAAAGCAAUGGAGGAUCCCAUGAUCCCUUCCUUUUCUUGACAGGAAACACCUAUGGGCUGUUCAUAGCUUGCAAUCACCGGAUUCUUUCAUG